AUGGCUACCUCCACCAGAAGGGUGGAACAAACUAACACAGAUGGAUCUGCUCAGGGAAACCAGGACACCUCAGGUAGCUUUAUUGCAGGUUUCAAGGGGGACACUGGAAGAUCUACAAGCUUGGUUGCUGAACUAAGGGCGCUGAGAGAGGGAUUUAGAAUGGCAGAAAUGCUUCAGAUACCCAAGCUGACAAUCAAUUUCGAUGCUCAGGUGACUAAUGGAACAGUUCUAGGAGGUGAGGAUAAAGCCAGAGAUGCGGCAAUCCAUCCAGUGUGCUGA
Messenger RNA from Ilex paraguariensis (yerba mate), 279 nucleotides. Lineage: Eukaryota; Viridiplantae; Streptophyta; Magnoliopsida; Aquifoliales; Aquifoliaceae. The record is from the annotation of a GenBank genome assembly.